Molecule: messenger RNA, 1671 nt
Organism: Phragmites australis (common reed)
Lineage: Eukaryota; Viridiplantae; Streptophyta; Magnoliopsida; Poales; Poaceae
Product: fasciclin-like arabinogalactan protein 21
Exons: 1
Coding region: 19-1671 (550 amino acids)
Source: RefSeq, a predicted model, not a curated record
CCCAUCCACUCCGUUCCAAUGGCUCCGCUCCACGUGUCCCUCCUCCUCCUCGUCCCUCUGGUUCUUCCACUUGGGACGCUCCUCUCCGCCGCCGCCUCCCACCACACCUCGCCGGCGAGCACCCCUGCGCACCUCCACCACCACGGCCACCGCCACCGCUCCCCGACGAUGACGGCCACCGCCCGCAUCAACACCGCGCCCUCCAUGCACCAAAACCACCUCGAGUCGGAGGAGAGCCAGUCGCUGCUCGUCCUCGACCACUUCACCCCCGUGGCCCAAGCUCCCUCCGGCGAAGAGGCCAUGGCAGCGAUGGGCGCAGCCGCGAUGGCGGCGGAUCCCACGCUGCUCGACCCACCCCAAGCACCCUCGCCGCCUCCUUCCUUCGACCCCGCCGCAGAUCUGGCCUCCCUGGCGCCGCCGAUGCCGCAAGCGGAGGCGUUGUGGUCCGCGCCGGGGAUGGCCACUCCUCCACCCCUCGACGAACCGGCCGCCACGACGACCACCUUUCCGCUCCCCAACCCGUACAGCGCGGUGGCGAGCCCGCCGGUUCCCAUCCAAGGGAGCGCGGCGGGGUUUGUGGCCUCGGGCGACGACCAGGUGCUGCAGCAGCUCGCGAGGGUGCUCGCGUCGCUGGGGUACAACGAGAUGGCGUCGGCGGCUGCGCUCCUCGACGACUCCCCGUCGGUCGCGAGGUGGCCCGGGGCGAUCACCGUCUUUGCUGCCCCCGAUGUCUUCCUCCACGCCUCCUGCCCCGAGUGCUCGCGCCGCCACCUCCUCCUGGAGCACAUCGCCCUGGGCUACUUCCCAUACUCCGAGCUUGUUGCCGCGCCCACCGUGAAGCUCCCGUCGGCCUCCGUCGGCUUCUGCCUCAACGUCGCCGCCGAGCGGGGGCCGUUCGUCAUCCACCACGUCAGCCUAUACGUCGACGGCGUCGAGGUCUCUCACCCUGAGCUCUACAACGACGGCCGCUACGUCGUGCAUGGCCUCCACGGCUUCGUCCCGCCGCUCUCCCACACCUCCUGCCACGAAGGCUCGCACCACCACCAUCGCCGCCACCACCUCACCGCCAGAUCGGCCACCACCUCCGCCGCGACCGCCGCCUCCGUCGUGCGCAUCAUGAUCCGCGAGGCCAUAUCCCGCCUGCGCGACGGCGGCUUCGGCUUCGUGGCGCUGGCCAUGCGCGUCAAGUUCGGCGAGCUGGAGAAGUUGACGAACCUGACGGUGUUCGCGCUCGACGACCAAGCCAUCUUCACCGGUGGAGGCCACGGCUACUUCUCGUCGGUGCACUUCCACAUCGUCCCCGGCUACCGCCUCACCCGCGCCGACCUCCUGCACCUCCGCCCCGGCACCAAACUCCCCACCCUGGCCGGCGAGGACCAGAAGCUCGUCAUCACCCGCGGCGCCAGCUCCGGUUCCGACGAGGUACUGAUCAACUACAUACCCUUGAAGGAACCUGACGUGGUGAUCAAUUCGCGCGUCGCUGUCCACGGCAUCUACGUUCCGUUCCCCCGCCUCCACCUCGCCAACCUCGCCGCCUCGGUGGCUGUCGCCUCCGCCAUCCAGAUGAACGGCACCUGCGGCGUCGGGGGACCCUUCGGCGACGACUGCGCCUCCACAGCGAUGACCUCUGCGACGAUCCCGGCUGCUCAGGGCUACGGCGAAGGGCAGUGA